Messenger RNA from Xyrauchen texanus (razorback sucker), 6663 nucleotides. RefSeq names its product neuroligin 1 (gene nlgn1). The transcript is spliced from 7 exons. Gene Ontology annotation, cellular component: synapse; postsynaptic specialization membrane; cell surface. Bases 497 to 3043 code for a protein of 848 amino acids. Gene Ontology annotation, biological process: modulation of chemical synaptic transmission; neuron cell-cell adhesion; synaptic vesicle endocytosis. NCBI's taxonomy places the organism in Eukaryota, Metazoa, Chordata, Actinopteri, Cypriniformes, Catostomidae. Gene Ontology annotation, molecular function: signaling receptor activity; neurexin family protein binding. The record is from RefSeq and is a predicted model, not a curated record.
CAAUCCUGCAUCUCAGUAGGGUUGAAAAAAUGUGUUAAGGUUUACGAUGGAAAUAUGGCGACACUCGCUGCUGCUGAGAAGUGCUUCAACUUUCAUUUUGAAGCAAUGUUACUUCUGACGAGAGCUGCAACAAAAAGGAUAUAGACCAACGACUGCACCAGGCUUGAUUUAUCAGUGGACGACCUGCCUCAAAUGCCUCCCCCUGCCCCCAGCUCCCUGCUCCCUGCAUAGCCAGGAUGGAAAGCCACAUUGUCAAUAGGAUGGAACCUGAUGAGUAUUGUCUGUUCUGAUGAAGAUGUUGCCCAGAUGCAUAUAAAAAUUGAUGUGGGAAUACUUGGCAUGCAAAGAGCCUUUGAGAUUUUUGACAGCUGCACUCUCAGAAGCCUGGUUUCUUGGGCUUGAUUGUUUCUUUCAUUCAAGUGGAUAUAAAGUAGUGCUGCUUUUGUUUGCAGUGGGACUAGCAUAACGCUGGUGCUUGCGUGGAAGAGGAUUGAGCAUGCCCUUUCAACGACCAAUCCGAAUGGGCGGGUUCUGGAUGGCCAUGUGUCCGCGGCUAAGCCUUAGCGCUAGCCUGGAUCUUCCAUUCUUGUGUUGGAUAGUGAGCUUGGUUGUGCAUGCCCAUUUGGCCGCUUCUCAAAAACUGGACGAGAUGGACCCGGUUGUAACUACAACUUAUGGCAAAGUUAGAGGAUUCAAAAAAGAACUGAACAAUGAGAUCCUGGGACCCGUCAUCCAAUUUUUGGGCGUUCCCUAUGCCGCACCCCCUACAGGGGAGAGGCGCUUUCAGCCGGCUGAGCCCCCUAUCCCAUGGUCAGAUAUCCGUAACGCAACCCAUUUUGGCCCUGUCUGUCCCCAAACCUUACUUGAAGGCAGACUACCAGAUGUUAUGUUACCGGUUUGGUUCACCAAUAGUAUUGAAGUGGUGUCAUCCUACGUACAGGACCAGAGUGAGGACUGCCUAUUCUUAAAUAUAUACGUGCCAACAGAGGAUGGUCCUCUUUCAAAGAAACAGAAUGAUGAUUUAGCUGAUAAUGACGGUGCUGAGGAAGAAGACAUUCGUGAAAGUGGCAGCCCCAAACCAGUGAUGGUUUUCAUCCACGGAGGAUCGUACAUGGAAGGCACAGGAAAUAUGUUUGACGGAAGCAUCUUGGCCAGUUACGGCAAUGUCAUCGUCAUAACCGUAAACUAUCGGCUCGGUGUGCUCGGUUUUCUGAGCACAGGAGACCAGGCAGCCAAGGGUAACUACGGACUUCUCGAUCAAAUCCAGGCCCUGCGCUGGACAAGUGAAAACAUUGCUUUCUUUGGGGGUGACCCUUUACGCAUUACUGUUUUUGGCUCUGGGGCCGGUGCCUCAUGUGUCAACCUCCUCACUCUGUCCCAUUAUUCUGAAGGUAACCGUUGGAGCAAUUCAACCAAAGGUCUUUUCCAGAGGGCCAUAGCCCAAAGUGGCACAGCUUUGUCCAGCUGGGCUGUCAGCUUUCAGCCAGCCAAGUAUGCCCGUAUGCUGGCCAAGAAGGUGGGGUGCAACCUCAAAGAUACAGUGGAAUUGGUAGAGUGCCUACAGAAAAAACACUACAAAGAGUUAGUAGAGCAGGACAUCCAGCCUGCACGCUACCACAUCGCCUUUGGACCUGUCAUUGAUGGUGAUGUCAUCCCCGAUGACCCUCAAAUCCUCAUGGAACAAGGGGAGUUCCUCAACUAUGACAUCAUGCUGGGCGUCAACCAAGGCGAGGGGCUAAAGUUUGUGGAACUAAUUGUGGACAAUGAGAAUGGUGUCCAAGCCAAUGAUUUUGACUAUGCUGUGUCAAGUUUCGUUGAUGAUUUAUAUGGAUACCCUGAGGGGAAGGAUAUUCUGCGGGAGACAAUUAAGUUUAUGUACACUGACUGGGCUGACCGUCACAACCCAGAGACCAGGAGAAAAACCCUGCUGGCACUGUUCACAGAUCAUCAGUGGGUGGCGCCAGCAGUGGCCACGGCAGACCUCCACUCCAGCUUUGGCUCCCCUACUUAUUUCUAUGCCUUUUACCAUCACUGCCAGACAGAGCAGGUUCCACCCUGGGCUGAUGCGGCGCAUGGUGAUGAAAUCCCCUAUGUCUUUGGGCUUCCUAUGAUUGGUCCAACUGAGCUUUUUCCAUGCAACUUUUCCAAAAAUGAUGUGAUGCUUAGUGCAGUAGUAAUGACAUACUGGACCAACUUUGCCAAGACUGGUGACCCCAACCAGCCAGUUCCACAGGAUACCAAGUUCAUCCACACCAAGCCUAACCGCUUUGAGGAGGUGGCCUGGACACGUUACAACCAGAAGGACCAGCUAUACCUGCACAUCGGCUUGAAGCCCCGUGUCAAGGAACAUUACCGUGCUAAUAAGGUCAACCUAUGGCUAGAGUUGGUCCCUCAUCUCCACAGUCUCAACGAGGUCACGCAGAUCGUUUCCACCACCACUAAGCUGCCUCCACCUGAGGUUACUCCCCGUACACCAAAGAAGAUCCCAGUCAACACUAAGAGACCCUACCCUACACCAUUCCCCACUGAAACACAGGACAGCCACAACCAGAACCAGAAUCAGCCCUUCCUGGUGGACCAGCGGGACUACUCCACAGAGUUGAGUGUCACCAUCGCCGUUGGUGCCUCGUUGCUCUUCCUCAACAUCUUAGCAUUCGCAGCACUCUAUUACAAGAAAGACAAGCGGAGGCACGAGGUUCACCGACGUUGCAGCCCGCAGAGGACCACCACCAAUGAGCUGCCUCACACUCAAGAGGAGGAGAUUAUGUCUCUACAAAUGAAACACAGCGAUCUGGAGCGGGAAUGCCGAGACUCCAUGCACCCGCAUGAGGUGGUCUUGAGAACUGCCUGCCCCCCGGAUUACACACUCGCCAUGCGACGUUCACCAGAUGACAUUCCACUCAUGACGCCAAACACCAUCACUAUGAUACCCAACAGCAUGCAGGGCCUCACCUCCUUACACCCCUUCAACAGUUACUCCAGUGGACAAAAUAACACCCUACCCCAUCCACACCCUCAUGCACACUCCACCACCAGAGUAUAGCCACACAUAUUCACACUUAACCAUGAACACUCACACACAUUCACUCCCACAGAUGUGGAGUGCUAAUGAAUGGACUGAGGGGGCAGCACUAAAUGAGGAAUAUCUUUUCUCCUGGUGUUCAGAGGAACAGGAAAUAACAAUGCUGUUUUUUCUGUCCUAUAGAGCAAAACUGUUGUUUUAUAAUAAAGGGGAGAACAAAAACAGACGAAAAUACGCAAAACAAUUUCUGAUUUAAUGAAAUACAUACAGAGAUGAUUUUUUACUCCUUAUAUUGACUCCUAUAUGACAAAACCAGGACCAUUUCCUGGAAACAACUAUCAGUCUGGGAUUCUUUUGAGGAAUGGUUUGAUUCAGUUACCCUGAGAGGAAACAACGGAAGCACAGAGGAGAUGACGUGUGGGAGGCCCUUUGUAAACAAUAGGAAAUAUAUUGUUUUCCCGAGGCACUGGAUUGUAGAUUACUCUCUUCAGAACAGAGGGGAGAUGCUGCUUAAUUGAGACAUGCAUUCUCCUCCUGGCUGAGGCAUUGUAAGAUAUGGCAUACUUCAAUAAAGGGAAAAAAAGAGAAUGAGAAAUCCUCAAGAAUAUGCACAAUUGAGACAUUCACUGAAUGUCUUUGUUAUUUUUAUUUUUUUUUUUUUUCAAUUUAUUUUUGGGGGAACAAUUUUAUUGUAUAGGACCUAUUUACAUAUCUAGAUAAGACACAAAGCACCCAUGCUCUUUAAGCCCUGGCUGGGGGCGUCAAUACUGAGGAAUCUGCCUCAAGAGCGUAGCGGGAAAUUUAGUGGCUUCCUGGCAGAUACAGCUUCAUCACACAAGUGCUGUCUAUACUGAAAACUGGUGGACUCAAUGGAUAUUUUUAGCACGAUGCGCAUGACAAUUUAUCUGCUUGGUGGCUGUUCUGCUGAUUAAGUCAUUAUUUAAAACACAAAAAAGACUAAUUUCUUCCCCAUUUGGAUUUGUUUAAGGAAAUGCUGCUCUUAUUGGCUCACAGCAAUUGCAAAAUGCUGACAAGGGUGGACAUGGUGGGUUCUGAUUGGAGCCGGUGACGGGAAGGGGUGGUGAUGAGCGAAAUAGAUUGCAUUCGCAAAUAGCUUGAGUGAACCUGUUAUAAGGACUAGUUUUGUACAUGUGUGUUGGUUAAACUUUUUAAAAGUGGUGAAUCACUUGUUGUUUGAGCUCCCAAGUGUGGGACAUUUAAUGUAAUUUUUUAUUUGCUCAUUGGUCUCAGCUAUAAUACAUUGUUUUAUUUUUUCACCUCUUGCUAAUGGUCAAACUACGUUACCUUAGAGAUUUAUUACCUGUAAUAUUUGAUUGCCAUUACUUUCUUUGCUGUACUUUAUGAUGAAGUCCCCACGCAGCUAUGAACAACCAUUUACCAAUGCAGUGAUUAAUUCUGUUUGACUUUAGCACUCUGGAGUCCAACUGGUUGCGCUGUUGUUCUUGCACUGGUAUCCCCUCAUCCAGAACCUGAAUGAGCAACACCAAUGAAUCCCACACUGAAGAAAGGAUGGCCCCUGAUGAAAGAGUGUAUUUGGGCGCCUUCUGAUCCUAAGAAGCCCUUGAUCAUAGUGCUUAAAUCUAACUAAAGGAGAGAAAGACAAGAAAGAAAGAACAUUAGUGAGAAGAGAAAUGGAGAAUAUGUGCAAAAGAGAAAAAGAAUGAGCAAUUGAAUGCGACAGACUGUUGAUGGAGAGCCACUUUAGUCAGUUCUUACCAAGAGAUCAAUGCAAAAGAGUGGUUGCCGCUCAGUAGCUUCAUUGCUGAAAGUUUAACAAGCCUGUUUCACCUGCAAAUCUCUCCAUAAUUGCCAGUUUUACCAAUGUGGUAUUCAAGUCCUCAUUUUGGGUUGUUCUUAAUUAUUUUUCUUUCUUUCUUUUCUUUCUUUUUUUAUUAUAAUUUUUUAACCUUGUUACAUAACAUUACAUGCUAAUGAUCAACACCAACGAAUCCCAGAUUAAAGACAGAAGGGCCCCCGAUGAGAGUGUGUAUUAUGGGGACUUCUGAUCAUAAGAGGCCCUUGAUCAUACAGCUUAAAGCUUGCUAUAAAUAGAGAAAGAAACAGGUAUUAAGAAUCAGGAUUAUCGAGAGAAAAAAAGCCAAGAGGGAUUCUUUUCCAUUGUACACUUUUUGUGGGUAGUCACUUAUGGAGUUUUCUUCCUGUGGCAACAAUGUUGAUUUCUGUGCUACUAAUGGGAAAUUUGAUUAAAGACAAACCUAAGUGAAAAUAGUCAAUGUCCUGAAUCAUAUAAAACGGAAAAGUUUUGAACAUAUCCCCAUAUAACAUUACUUCUCUGUUCUCAGCAUGUAGUACAUGAUUAUGGAAAAACGGCCAUUGAUUGGUGAUGUUGUUCUACCAGAUUAGUAGCUCUUUUGAUUUCGUAUUGUCUCUUCAUCAAACUACCCCAUUCUAACACCAUAUCCAGACCAAGCCCAGUUAAAAGCUGAGCCAUUCUUCUAACCAGCAACCACAAGGAACGACUGGACAAUUUGUUGGUGUUUUGGUUUCUUGUCCUGUGGCACCUUGCUGGGUAGCCCUGCACAUGUUUAAAUAUCAUUGCAUCACAGCAUUUUUACUUUCAGUAAGGAUACCUAGUAGCAACUGGUUAGAACACGGUGGAAUGGCCAAAGCAAGAGUUUCAAGAGCAAGAGACAAUUCCCGUGGCCAUGGACAACCUGGAAAUACCAGGGAAUUUUUAAAUUGUGAUUUUUCAGACUUGGAAAAGUCAUGAAAAUUAAUAAAAUCCUAAAAUGUUACUGAAAUUUCUUUAGUCAAUUUAAAUUGGUCUAAUUGUCUUUUAAUCUGUCUUUUAAUCUCUUUGCUUUAAAAUAUUUUAUUAGCCAGAUAUUGCACUUUUUUACAGCAAUCUCUAUAAAAUUAUUUAAAACAAAACCUUACUCACUAAUCACAAACAACUGUAAAAGUCACAAAAUGUUGGUGGCAUUACAGCCUUAUAAGUCUGAAGGUUAUUCAUCAAUAGUUGUUGAGUAAGGACUAUUGAGGGAAGCCAAUGAAGGGAAUAAAAAUGAACAAACGGUGCUGCUCUUCUCUUGAUCAUCUUGUGACACACACCAUUCCUAACAUGUUCCCAUUCAGAAUACAGUCUCCUCUGGGUCUCCUCUUUGUUGUUCCUUCACCUAUGACAACUGUACAGAGAGAGCAUCACAGCGCUGUAUGCCAGUCUGUAUUUGCAGGUAUGCAUAUGCAAAGUCUGCCUGCCCAUGUGUCACUAAUGUCCUUUGAACAACAUUCAAAUUUAAUGAACUGUACACCGUUGGGGCGCUCUUAGGAUUUGUCUUGUGCAAGCACAUGUACCAAGAAGAGAUCUGGGAUUCAUCUGAAAUUGGAGAGAUUUCCACAUCUCAGUAUGUUUCACACACACAUACACACAAAGAUGCACAUAUACUUGCAUACACACAUGCCAGGAUGAGCCUUGUAACUGAAUGUAAUGCAAGAUUGAGGGCCAUUUUCUUACAAACAGCAACCAAAUUUCAUUGUUUAUUUUCUACUGGCUGACCUUGAAAGAAGAUCAAAAUGACUGUUUAUGAGAACUACAGAGGGUUGUUGUAAUGUAGAUUAUUUGUCAUCUUGUCUUUCUUUCUGGUUAAAUAGGAUUUAAU